Suillus clintonianus is the source of this 714-nucleotide messenger RNA. RefSeq lists its product as uncharacterized. The transcript is spliced from 3 exons. The annotation marks the transcript as partial. The record is from RefSeq and is a predicted model, not a curated record. Lineage: Eukaryota; Fungi; Basidiomycota; Agaricomycetes; Boletales; Suillaceae.
CUGCUCUGGCACCACACGCUUACGAGUCUGACAUCCGAUAUCCGAGAAGCACUCAGCGUGCCAGAACCCACCAAGGGCAGUCACGUACUCAACAUCCUCGAAUUCCGUAAGCUUCAGCCCAUUACGGAACUACACGGCAUAGAGUUUUUUGAUGCGUGGCAGCAGUGUAUCAAGUGCCAUGCUACUCUGUGGAGGAAAGGGAUGUAUCACCGGGAUGUCAACCCUGGAAACAUGAUGUGGUACGAGAACGACGGGAAGUUGAUAGGCGUUUUGAACGACUAUGAUCUGUCCUCGUUGGUGGGUGACGCAGGUCCUCGGGACAACGAUCGCACGGGCACGGUGCCAUUCAUGGCACUCGACCUUCUGAGGGAAGGUGGCGAAGUCAAACAUUUGUAUUGUCGCGAUCUGGAGUCAUUUUUAUGGGUUUUCAUUUGGAUUUGCUUGCGAUACAGGGAUGGAGUCCUUCUGCCAACGGAAUCGCGCCCUUUGGAUGAAUGGGCGACCAAGAGCGCCGUAGAAUGUGGCAACCACAAGUUCGUUUUCUUAAACUGUCUGCGAUAUUACUACCCCAAGGACAUCAAUAAACGUGUGGGGUGUUUCCUCGUGGAUUGUGUCGAGAUGCUUCGACAGAAUGACGCAGAUCGAGCUUCUCGCCUCAACCUGCUACUGAAGCUAGGGGCAACCAAUCACAUCGACGAUUUUGUGACCCGAUGA